AUGUUUCAUUUCACGACGAUUCUGAUAGGAAUUUCGAGCGUAUUUGUCAACGCACGUGCCGCUUCUGAAGUGGUCCGAGCGCGAGCCUACAUUUAUAAAGCGGAAACCGGAAAGGUUCCAACCCAACUCAUUGGAACGAUCGAUUUUGAGCAAAUCGGCAGCUUCCUCAAGCUCAAUGGCUCAGUAAGCUCAUUGGAGCCCGGCAAGCAUGGAUUCCAUAUUCACGAGAAGGGAGAUAUUGGAAAUGGAUGCAUGAAUACAGGUGCUCAUUACAAUCCGCAUAAGCUGACACAUGGUGCACCGGACGACUCGAAUCGCCAUAUUGGCGAUUUGGGAAACAUCGAGACACCUGCAAAUGGGCGGGACACGCCGAUUGCGGUUUCAGAUUCAUUGGCAUCGCUGAGCGGCCAAUUCGCGAUUGUCGGCAGAGCAGUCGUCAUCCACGAAAAGGUCGAUGAUUUGGGACGCGGAAAUUCGGAUUUGUCGAAAUCCACCGGCAACGCCGGUUCUCGUCUAGCAUGCGGCGUCAUCGGCAUCGUUUCCGAGCAAUACAUCCAAACCACGACCGCCUCACUACCACCAAUCACCCAAUCACAACCAGUCGGCUCAUCAAGUUGCUCCCUUUCCACAUAUCUAGCCCUACUAUUUUUAGCAUUUCGAUAA
Caenorhabditis bovis is the source of this 663-nucleotide messenger RNA. The record is from the annotation of a GenBank genome assembly. Lineage: Eukaryota; Metazoa; Nematoda; Chromadorea; Rhabditida; Rhabditidae.